Orbilia oligospora ATCC 24927 is the source of this 1518-nucleotide messenger RNA. RefSeq lists its product as uncharacterized. The transcript is spliced from 4 exons. The record is from RefSeq and is a predicted model, not a curated record. NCBI's taxonomy places the organism in Eukaryota, Fungi, Ascomycota, Orbiliomycetes, Orbiliales, Orbiliaceae. The coding region runs from base 1 to 1518 and encodes 505 amino acids.
AUGCCGGUACCCGUUCGUCAAAAGAAGUCUGUCGAAGUCCACUUCAUUGUCUCUACGGAUCCGACAAAAACCGAUGCCGACACUCGAAAGUUCAUUCGCAGUCAUGUUAUGCUCGGAAAAAACCUAGGUCGUCCGAGGCCCGAUAGGAGGAAGAAGAAGACCCCACAGGAUCCCAAACAGUCGUCUAAGGAUGCCAAUGAUCCCAAACAGCCAUCUAAGGAUGCUAAUGAUCCAAAAAAAAGCCAGGAUGAAGAGGAUGCCAAAUUAGAUGAAAUAAAUACUAGGCUACUCCUCCGUGGUUCUGUUGCAUCGUACAAGGGGCGUUCUGGCUUACCUCCUAGGGUAGGAGGCGAUUUUACAACCUUGGAAUUCGCAUCAUCUACAUCUCCAAUUGCAAAAUCUUCAAAAAAGAUACUAUUCCCACUAGAACCUGUCAUCGAUUUUAACCACAAAGAUCGACAAUGGUGGGACGCAUUGACGGUCGACCCGGCAUACCUCAACACUACUGCGUUCAUGGCAUAUUCUUACUUUGACCUCAUGAGGGGGCAUCGUUACGGUCCUAUGGUCCCAGAAGCUGCAUUUCACUUUAUACAAGCAGUACAUAUGCUCCGAGAACGAUUGAUAACAUCUGACAAAGGGCUUCUUUUCUCGGACUCGACUUUAUUUUUGGUGUUAUCACUAGCGUUGCACGCACAUACGACGGGCGACGGGGCAACAGCGAGGAAUCAUAUGAAAGGUCUUCGUAAAAUCGUGGGCAUGCGUGGUGGUAUCCGUACUUUUCGUCACAACGAGAAACUCCUGAUGGAAAUUCUGAGAUGUGACUUAGGAAUCUCCCUUCACAGCGGCACUACACCGGUUUUCUUCCUCGACCACCCCUUCUUAGAACCUCUCUACCCGUACCCAGACCACACGCCCUAUCUCACUACCGCAAAGCUUACCCAUCCUGCUUCUGAAAAAUUCCUUGAAAAUGUCUCGCCUCGUUUAGCUGAAGCCUGGACGUUUCUAAAAGGAUUCUGCUAUGUAAUGAAUUCGGCCGCCGAAUCUAAUCGUCGACUUCCACAAUCAACGUUGAUGAACGCAAUGACAUCAAUAAUGUACCGCCUCAUCUCCAUGUCCUUCAAGGAAGAAUCAAUAGACGAAGCAAUACGUCUCGGCCUUCUUUCAUUUUCAUCCUAUAUAUUCCUCCGCUGGCAGGGUGUAACGCUAGCAUACAUUCACCUCCCCUCGGUAUACAAAUCUUCGUUAGUGAACCUAAAUCUUUCGGACGAAUUUCCGCCGGAAAUGAUCCUGUGGCUGUUGAUGGUUGGGGCGAUUGCGGUUUUUGAACCCGAAGAUGAUUUGUGGUUAAAGCCGUGGUUAAGGGUUAACUUUGAGCUUUGUGGAGUCAAUGGAUGGGAAGACUUGAAAGGGGUGCUGAAGGGGCUGAUGUGGGUGGGGUUUGCGUUUGAUAAAGCGGGGGAAGAAGUAUAUGAGAGAUGUACAGGGGAGGAAGAGGCUCGGUUUACCACUGUCGUCUAG